Messenger RNA from Gadus chalcogrammus (walleye pollock), 7552 nucleotides. RefSeq names its product Janus kinase 2a (gene jak2a). Lineage: Eukaryota; Metazoa; Chordata; Actinopteri; Gadiformes; Gadidae. Gene Ontology annotation, molecular function: ATP binding; cytokine receptor binding; non-membrane spanning protein tyrosine kinase activity. Gene Ontology annotation, cellular component: cytoskeleton; membrane; cytosol. The transcript has 24 exons. Bases 510 to 3872 code for a protein of 1120 amino acids. Gene Ontology annotation, biological process: hemopoiesis; cell differentiation; peptidyl-tyrosine phosphorylation. The record is from RefSeq and is a predicted model, not a curated record.
GUAGUCUAGUAUAGUGUUCUAUAAUGUAGUAGUUUCUUAUAGUGUAGUAGUGUAGUACGGGUAUUCCGGGCGCGCCAGGCUCCGCCCCCUCGCCUCGAGAAGUCCCGCACCUCACUGCUGCUGACGCAUCCGAGCGGAGCGUGCAUCUACUACUUUUUAUUCCUCAUUAACGGGACGCAUGUCGGACACCGUGGGAUAACGUGUUAAGAAAUGGGAACCGAAAGCAAAGUUUACACAGCGCAAACCGUAUAGUUGUCUACCGGUGAACCCCGGCAGGCCUACAUGGAAGUGGCCAGCGUGCAGCGGAGAGACUGGUGAACACUUUGUUGACAGCUAACGUGAAGUUAAGCCGCGGAGUAAAGCGUCGGUAACCGGCCUUCUCGAGCGGCUCCGGGGGCCACAAUACCCGGGUGCUUUCGGACUGGAUCUUAAACUCAGCUCAGCUGACAACCCUUUGACUGUCGGAUGCGGCCCCGGUGCGGCCCGCGGCCCACAUUGCGCUGAGGGACAUGGAGCUAGCCACGGCCGCCGACGGCCCCUGCGCCCCCCGCGGCGAAGCCCCCCCUGCAGGGGAGCAGGAGCCAAAGCGGUUCCCCGACGGGUGCCUGACGGUGGUCCUGUACCAUCGGGGGAGGGGCCGGACCCGGGACGGGGACAAGAGCGGGGCGGACGCCAAGCUCACGUACCCGCCCGGGAGCUACGUGGGCCAGGAGCUGUGUGUGGACGCCGCCAAGGCCUGCGGCAUCACUCCCAUGCACUUGAGCCUGUUUGGUUUGAUGAGGGAGAGCGACCACAUGUGGCUUCCACCCAAUCACGUGCUCAAUCUGGAACCGUCAGCAAAUGAGAGAGUCCUGUUCCGAAUCAGGUACUAUUUCCCUGGAUGGUACAACAAUGGCAGUUCUUCCUGCGCCCACCGCUUCGGCACUGCCAAAGGGACCGAGAGCCCUGUGAUGGAUGACUGCACCAUGACAUACCUGUUCUGCCAGUGGCGCAGUGACUUUGUGAACGGCUGUGUGGAUGUGCCCCUGAGCCAGGAGGUCCAGGCAGAGUGUCUGGGCCUGGCCGCCCUGGACAUGAUGAGGCUGGCCAAGGAGGGUGACCAGAGCCCGGAGUACUUCUACAACCAGACCAGCUACAAGGCCUACCUGCCGAGGAACGUGCACGCCCACAUCCAGGGGUACAACAUCCUGACGCGCAAAAGGAUCCGCCGGCGCUUCCGCAAGUUCAUCCACCGCUUCCGGGACUGCAAGGCGGCGGUGCGCGACCUGCAGCUCAAGUACCUGAUGUGCCUGGAGACCCUGCUGCCCUCGCUGCACGUCGAGCGCUUCCGGGCCAACGAGGUCACCAUCGUGGUCACCGGCAACAAGGGCAUCCAGUGGUUCCGGGAGAAGGAGGCGGAGCCCGGGGAGGAGGUGUUGAAGACGUACUGCGACUUUCCCGAGGUCAUCGACAUCAGCGUCAAACAGGCCAGCAAGGAAGGCUCUGUGGAGGGCCGCAUCGUGAGCCUCAGCACCCAGGACAAGCCGAGCAUGGACCUGGAAUUUCAUUCUCUGCAGGAGGCCCUGUCCUUUGUGUCAUUGGUGGACGGGUAUUACAGGCUGGUCGCCAACGCCCAUCACUACCUCUGCAAGGAGGUGGCACCGCCGCGACUCCUGGAAGCCAUCCGCAGCUACUGCCAUGGGCCUGUGUCGGUCGACUUCAGCACUCAUAAGCUGCGUUGUCUGGGGAACCACCAAGGAAUGUUCAUCCUGCGUAGCAGCCCCCGAGACUACAACACAUACUUCCUGUCCUUUGUUGUGAACGACUCGGGGGUGCAGUACAAGCACUGUCAGAUCAUGAAGACGGAGGCGGGCGAGUUCCUCCUCCAAGGGGCCUCCCGGAGCUUCGGCUCGCUGGAGGACCUCCUGCACCAGUACCAGAAGGAGGUGCUGCGCACCGAGGGCUUCACCUUCCAGUUCACCAAGUGCCUCCCCCCCACCAUCAAAGAUAAGUCCAACCUGUUGGUGUGCAGGAGCCCCCAGGGGGUGGAGGUCCCUGGUGACUCCCUGGCCAUCCACCAGCACCACAUCAGCCAGAUGGUGUUCCACAAGAUACGCAAGGAAGACCUCACCCUUGAAAAAAGCCUGGGCCAGGGCACCUUCACCAAGAUCUUCUGCGGCGUGAGGAAGGAACUGCGGGACUACGGGGAGGUCCACGAGACGGAGGUCCUCAUCAAAGUCCUCGACAAGGCUCAUCGCAACUACUCUGAGUCGUUCUUUGAAGCUGCCAGCCUGAUGAGCCAACUAUCACACAAAUACCUGCUCCUCAACUAUGGUGUGUGUGUCUGUCGAGAAGAGAACAUGAUGGUGCAGGAGUACAGCAAGCUGGGCUCCCUGGACACGUACCUGAUGGCGAAAAAGGCGUGUGUGAACAUCCCCUGGAAGCUGGAGGUGGCCAAGCAGCUGGCCUGGGUGCUGCACUUCCUGGAGAACAAGAACCUGAUACACGGGAACGUGUGUGCCAAGAACGUGCUGCUUAUCCGCGAGGGGGACUGCAAGACGGGCAGCCUGCCCUUCAUCAAGCUGAGUGACCCCGGGAUCAGCAUCACCGUGCUGCCCAGAGACGUCUUGAUGGAGCGUAUCCCCUGGGUGCCCCCCGAGUGCAUCGAGAACGCACGCAACCUGAGCCAGGCGGCCGACAAGUGGAGCUUCGGGACCACCCUGUGGGAGAUCUGCAACCAGGGGGAGAAGCCGCUGGGUAACAUGGACAUCUCCAAGAAGAACCUGUUCUACGAGGACAAGCACCAGCUGGCCGUCCCCAAGUGGACCGAGCUGGCCAACCUCAUCAACAGCUGCAUGGACUACGAGCCGUCGCACCGGCCCUCCUUCAGGGCCAUCAUCAGAGACCUCAACAGCCUGUUCACACCAGACUACGAGCUGCUGGUGGAGAGCGACAUGCUGCCCAACCCGACCAGGGGCUUUGGCCUCUCCCUGACCCUGGACCACAGGGAGCCCACCCAGUUCAUGGAGCGCCACCUCAUCUACAUCCAGCAGCUGGGCAAGGGUAACUUUGGCAGUGUGGAGCUGUGCCGGUACGACCCCCUGCUGGACAACACGGGGGAGGUGGUGGCGGUGAAGAAGCUGCAGCACAGCACCGCCGAGCACCUGCGCGACUUUGAGCGGGAGAUCGAGAUCCUCAAGUCUCUGCAGCACGAUAACAUCGUCAAGUACAAGGGCGUGUGCUACAGCGCCGGACGGAGGAACCUGAGGCUGAUCAUGGAGUACCUGCCCUACGGGAGCCUUAGGGACUACCUGGUCAAGUACAGGGAGCGCUUCGACUCCCAGAAGCUGCUGCACUACGCAUCCCAGAUCUGCAAGGGCAUGGACUACCUGGCCACGAAGCGCUACAUCCACCGGGACCUCGCCACCAGGAACAUCCUGGUGGAGAGCGAGAUGCGCGUGAAGAUCGGAGACUUCGGGCUGACCAAGGUCCUGCCCCAGGGGAAGGAGUACUACACCGUCACCGACCCUGGGGAGAGCCCCAUCUUCUGGUACGCCAUAGAGUCCCUGACCCACAGCAAGUUCUCGGUGGCGUCAGACGUGUGGAGCUUCGGCGUGGUGCUCUACGAGCUCUUCACGUACAGCGAGAAGAAGUGCAGCCCCCCCACGGUUUUGAUGGACGAGAUGGGCAAUGACAAGCAGGGCCAGAUGAUAGUGUACCACCUCAUUGACCUGCUCCAGAAACAAGGAUACCGCUUACCAGCGCCUGACAACUGCCCCAGCGAGAUUCAGAAGAUUAUGGCGGACUGUUGGCAUGGCGACCCGGCCCUGAGGCCCACCUUCAGGGAGCUGGCGCACAGCGUGGGCGUGAUCCGGGACAGCCAGGUGGGGUGAGGUUCAACCUCCGCCCCUCCCCUCGGGCCAUCCACCCCUCUCCCUCUCUCGCUCAUCAGACUUCAGGAAGUGAAGAGUUCUGAGCCAAAUCAUGAAAAUCCAAACCUCGUUCUGAUUCCACGUUCCACAAGCCUCAAAGGACCCGUCUGGGGGAUGCAGCUACAUACAGCCGCCCGUCCUGGUCUCGCUCAAACCUCCAUGACCACGGUCACUGGCCCCAAUGACCCUGUCAGACCACCUCUGCCGAACAGCAUUCAGCAGAUACCUCAGUACCUCAACCACAUUUGUCUUGACGUUGAUUACAGAGUGUUACAUUUGAUGAAUUCUCAUACCAAAUCAAGUCUUUCUCUCUAUGUUUUGAAGUGAUGCUUGAGCAGGGCAGUUCUUUUUAUAUUUUGUAGCAUUUAGGUUGUUCACGUCGACUGAAACUUGACAAUGGCAAGUCAAAUGUGAGUUGAAGUGUUUUUUCAGUGUUCCUUUGAUACAAUGGCCCUGUUCCCUAUUAUAUGUAUAUGACUAGUAGCCAGACGGGACUGCCUGGAUACGAAUCGACUACAGCAGUAGACACCCGGCACCAGAAGUCGAACCUAUUACCUAAACAGCCAUGCUACAUACCUUGACGUUAACCUAAUAUGGACCUCCUCUUCCUCUUGUCGCCCUUCUUAUGGACUUGUCUGUUUCUGUGAAGCAUUGGAAGACACAGGUGAGGAGAAAGAGAGAAGAGGAGAUUAAGGCAGAGGACCAAGACUGGGGGGUCAGACCCUGAGCACGGAUAGGGGACCACGGACCAUGUCAAGGGGGUCCUUAAUGCCGCGUUUCCACUGCAGGGUGCGGAACGGAUCGGAUCGCAAAGGUGCGGUAGGGAGGGGGCGGUAUAGCCCAGCUCAGUUCCGAGGUCGCGUUUCCACUGCCGACAGUACCCUUUGUGGUAGGCUGUAUGUUGAUCGCCGCCGCAGCUACGUAAGCAUCGUAAACAACGUCUUCCUCCCCAAGAAUGCUGACGAACGUCUCCACCUCCUUGUUCGCCCAAGCAAGCGUUUUACGCGACAUGUUAAUUGUAAAGAAUAAUACCUCGAGGCUACUGUUUGUUUGUUUUUAUCCCCGCGUCACCCAGAAGUGAUGAUUCUGUCGACCAAUCAACGGAGGGGGUGUGUAGCUAGAAUUUCCCGGGACCCUUUCAGGCGUCUCGUCUCGUUUUCAGUACCCCAACGGAGGAGUCCUGAAAACGAGGCCAAAACGGGUACGGCUAAGUCCCGGUAACGCCCACUUUUGGCGGUGGAAACGCGACCCAAUCCGCACCUUUGCGAUCCGAUCCGUUCCGCACCCUGCAGUGGAAACGCGCCAUAAGGAAAGCUUUGUGUUGAGUCACUGGUGCCCUGGGAAAAGGGAAUUUCAUGAUAUCUGCAAUGAAAGGAUUCAAGUGUUCCAUGUACCAAGCCAGAACAGGCGUUUAUUAUGCAAAUUCAGUAUGAAUGGAUUUUUCUAUUGUGAAUAUUGAUCAGAUCAUAUUUCAGAAUUCGAUUAUAUUUCAUAAAUAUUGUGAUUAUUCUGUGCGACACACAGAACAAGCUAGUUUACCAUUUAAAAAGUGAAGCACGACUCCGAUGAAAAAUUAUGUAAUGUGGUAGAAGUGACCUCGAAUUAAUCUCGACUUAAAAAGGUGUACCAGUAUUCAGCCAGAAAGCAUUUUAUAAAUGUUGACAGUGGGCCGACUAAUCCAAGCAGUGUUUGUUGGUCAUGCAGACUGAUGUCUACCUGGCACGACAAGCAGCACAGUAUUUGGCAACAUCAGUCUCUUGGGAUGUUUGCCUGUUUUUAAAUGCAGCACAGUAUUAAGCAAGACAAGUCUCUUGGGAAGUUGGCCUGCCUUUACGUGUAGCACAGUAUUAAGCAACCUCAGCAGUUUGCAGAAUUAUAACAUCAGUCUGACUGAUGAAUGUGUAUUAUAUACCGUAAUUAAGAUUUGUUUUGUUGCUUAGCUAAUGGUGGGCUCAAAAAGGUCAAAGGUGAAGAGACAGAAGUCUAAACAGCAGUGAGUAGUAAUACAUGUCCUAAUGCAUUGGAAAAUAUUGAAAAUAUUAUAUUGUCUUUGUAAGCCUCAAAGAAUUUUGCAAUGCCGGCAGUAUUUUUAUGUUGUGAAUCGAAAAGCGAUGGUAUCUUUUUCUAAGGUUUUAAUAUCAUUAUUUCAUGGAAAUGUUAUAAAAAGAUUGUGGAAUGUUUAUUAAUUAUUUUAUCAAUCCUUUGUCAUCUCGUGCAAAAUCAACGUAUGAUAUCGAUGUGGAAUUUAUUCCACAAGAGAUUAUGGUAACAGCUUCUAAAAUAAAGAGCUAUAGCUUUAGCUAUAUAGCGAGCAUUACCAAGCAUUGAGUCAUGUCAACAUGCUGAAUGUGAAUGAAUGCUAAGCGGUUGUUUACAAGGCUCACACUGUCAAAGGAUUACAUUUGCCCUCCAGCUUUGUUCCAAUAGCAUAGUAGGAAGCCUAUUGGCCUAAUAGUAUUGGGACUAUUAGGUAUAGGCCAUUGUUGAUGUUCUUUUCAGUGUUGCUGCAUGUGUGCUGUUAUAUUGGUUGAUUUGUGUAGCAAAUGAACAUUGCAAAGGUGCUCCGCUGCCAGGAGAACUACCUGAGUGUGUGUGUUGUUGGCUGGUUUAACCUGUGCACACUGAUUACUCUAUGUGCAACAGGUGUGCAGCCUCACCCAGCCCCAGAGUCCAAUCAGACUCAGCCAGGAGUACCUCCACACACACUCCCACAGUUUGAAUGGUGGCAAUGUUAUGAUUGUAUUAUAAUGUUCUCUUUUGAUGUCGAUGACAUGUUCCUUUUUUUACAUUUUUUGAGACAAACAACGAACAAUUCUCCCUGAAAUUAAAGUUUGGGAUGAUUUUGAUUUUUUUUAUUAUUUCUUAAAUGGCAAACCUUAGCCAUUUUUUGUGUAGGCCUAAUAUUUGAAGAUCAUUAAAAUUAUUAACUAUGUUUUCCCUGACGUGUCUGAUCUGUGGAGACCAGGGGCCCACACGGACCAGAGCUCUGGGGCCCAUGACGUACAGUCCCUGACUGUAGGCUAUGUAGGCAUAUGUCAAUGUGUUCUGGAUUAAUUCACAACUUAAUGUUCAUGCCGGGAGGAUGCAUACGGUAUUGCCAACGUGUUUAUAGCUCUCGUUUACUCACUGCGGGGUGAGAUGAAGAUGUCUGUGUGGUAAAGGUUUUCAAUAACAUUCCCGUCCGAAAAUAACACAAAAAAUUGUGGGGUGGCGCACUGAUGAUCAAAUUUAAUCGGAUUCUUACGAUAUGAAUACACACAAUGUCCAAAUGCUCAUACUUUUCCAGAGUCGUUGAUUUGUUUAGCAAUAUUUUUAUUCAAUAUUUGUACCGUUGCAGGUAAUUCGUUGAACACACCAGUAAAACUAUGGGUGGACUGUAAAUCAUAAACAACUUCAUAUCAGAAAAUAUAUGCCUACGAUUCUCCAAUAAAUCAAUAGUAGCUAUCGGUAACUCAUCAUCAUAUUGCAACAGUAAGGACAAAUUAAAAUAUAAUUCCGUUUAUCUAGACAAUUAGCCUACACGGGCUUCUUUUCCUUUGGUCCCCCAAUGCAUGAGCUUUUGAAUUGUUGUAUAUAACACGGUCAUUGAAACACAGUAAUCGAGGAGAGUUGCACAUUGACUCAAAGGACAAUGUCCUGCU